GUGUCACUUCGGGAGGCAAUAACUAUAUUAUACGAAAUCAAAUUUUACGAUUAUCGAUAUUCAAGUUAAUUUAUCGUCAAUAAACGCGUUUCCAUAUUACAUACGUAACCAGUAAUAGUUUCCGAGUUACAAAGUUUUCGACCAGUCCGGUUCGAUAUUAAUUUACGCUAUUAUAAUAUUAUUUUAUCCUACCAGCGACCAAGGAUAUUUCAAUAAUCAAUAUAAUAUUGCGAUUGAUCAGAGACACGUCCCGUGGCUGACAUGUUGAGAGACAACGCGAAUGCGCAGGUGGCUUGCGCCGUACUGCUGUUGAUCGGAGCGAUGAUCGUGGACAACGUCGGGGCGUCCACCAAGUACACGCUGCUCGGCAAGAACCAAAUCGAAGUGACAGAGUCGAUGGUGACGUGCAAGAACGGCAAGUCCGUGUCGGUGACCACCGGUGUGAAGGGCGAGCUGUACGCGCUGUCGACGACCAGGACGAGUUUCUCGGGCGACAAGUGGAAGAGGCGGAUGGCCGAGCUGGACAGGGAGUCGGACGACGAACAGGGACACGUGGUGGCGUCCGUUUUCGGUGGACCCGUCGAGACGUGGAACCUGGUGCCGCAGCACCGGAGCGUCAACAGGAAGAUCAACGCGCAGAGCAGCCUGCUGAACCGCUGGGACGAGUUCGAGAAGUGGACGCGCGAACAGCUGGGCAAAAAGAACGGCGCCCCGGUAAAAUUCACCAUCAAGAUAAAGUACGCGGCCAGCAACGGAUGCAGGCCAAUCGGUUUCGAGAUCGACGCCACCAGCAAGGCGGGACCCGGGUUCCAGGGGAGAUUCGACAACGGCCCUUACGGGACUUUCGCCGUCGCCAGCAAAAAACCAUCGAAGAAAAAGCCGUGAAGCAGACGGGACCCGAACCCAUUUGGGCCACCAACGAUGUGGUUUCUGUGAUGAUUACUGGUUCACCAUCUUUCGUAAUGUUAUACUAAAAAUUAUGAUUUAAUUUUUUUUUUUGCAUUUAUUUUAAAAUUUUAAUUAUUUCAAUAAAUAAUUGUUUUUACAAUGGCUUAAACAAAUACAAGUUACAAGAAACUUAGACUUAUAA
Messenger RNA from Metopolophium dirhodum (rose-grain aphid), 1090 nucleotides. RefSeq lists its product as uncharacterized. The transcript has a single exon. The coding region runs from base 262 to 885 and encodes 207 amino acids. The record is from RefSeq and is a predicted model, not a curated record. NCBI's taxonomy places the organism in Eukaryota, Metazoa, Arthropoda, Insecta, Hemiptera, Aphididae.